UAAACUAAAGCUGCCAUGUUUUUCGUGCAGGUGUUCAGCAAGCCUGAGGAGACCCAGAUCCCAAUGUUAAGGGAUUACGUAAUUGAGAUGACAGGCAUUAGACAAAGGCAGCACAAUGAGCGACUUUCCCAAAGCUUGAGAAUAUUCGUGUCUGAUAUUCUACUGUACGCCAGUCAUGAUGGAAAAACUGGUGCGAAAGGUACCAAGUCAGUUGUUGACAACGAGUUGCAGAAACUUGAGAAGGCUCUGGAGCCAAUUGUGGGAAAGUUGUCAGCAGAUAUGGACGCCACAUUUGGGAGUGUGAGACAGAAAAUGGAGGAAGGGGCUUCAAAUGCAGCAUCAGAGGCCAGCAAUACCUGCGCAAGAUGGAGCGCUCCUGUUGUCAGCGGCGAUCUUCACCCUAACACCUACCUUGCUACAACGCGCAAAAAGGGGGUACAUGGAGAGUUUGACUUCAACGAAGACUUAGCUGAGCCCAUGUACAGGAGUAUGACAACUGUUUGGGACUGGGCUUUCAGUGGAAUGUUAUGGCAGGCCUUGGACACUCUAAAGACGGACUUGAUGACAGAGCUGAGCAAGAUCACAUCCAGCCUGGGGUCACAGUUGAGUCAAAUGGGGGUCGACUCUUUAAGAUGUGCUGAAGUGGCUACACAACUCCUAACCUCUGCAAACCACAAGCUUUUAGAAAUGGUAAGCAAACGAAAGGACUUGGUGACCAGGAAGCAGCGAAUUAUUUCCCGUAUUGUGACCCCAAACAUUCAAAACUCACUGUUCGUUACUUACUACAUGUGCGCCUCGGAGUCGGGCCCUGGAUCGUUCGAGCAAUGCAAGACGCACAUGUCAAAGGGCAUCGAAAGGGAAAGACACUCCAUGUUUAACAAGGCCACAGAAAACAUCAUGCAAGAGUUACUGGCCUUGCAGCAAGAAGUCAUAGCGCAUGUGAAGGAUGUCUGUGAUGUACUCCUACAGGACAUCAGGGCUGCGUAUGAACCCUUGUAUGCUCACUCCAUACAGAUCAGAGCAGCAUUCCUGAACUGCAUUUCAAAGAUUGCAAAGAGGUUGGAAGAGAUUGGCUUUGAAAGCCAUGACUAUCCAGUUUCAAAGAUUGCAAAGAGGUUGGAAGAGAUUGGCUUUGAAAGCCAUGACUAUCCAAACGCUGACGAAGGACUUGCCUUGCAUGGUAACAACCCAGAUAACAGCGCUGACAUGAUCCUGGAAUGA
Dreissena polymorpha is the source of this 1221-nucleotide messenger RNA. RefSeq lists its product as uncharacterized. The record is from RefSeq and is a predicted model, not a curated record. The transcript has 7 exons. Lineage: Eukaryota; Metazoa; Mollusca; Bivalvia; Myida; Dreissenidae. Bases 16 to 1221 code for a protein of 401 amino acids.